Molecule: messenger RNA, 1050 nt
Organism: Postia placenta MAD-698-R-SB12
Lineage: Eukaryota; Fungi; Basidiomycota; Agaricomycetes; Polyporales; Adustoporiaceae
Exons: 2
Coding region: 1-1050 (349 amino acids)
Source: RefSeq, a predicted model, not a curated record
AUGGCAAAGCACAGGCUUGCAGAGCACACCACGGCACUCACGCCGCUUCGCGACAGCGUCAAGACGCCGGUACAUACAAUCACGGCCGGUACCUCGAGCUUUCAAUCCAAGGAUCGCGGUGGCGUUGAAGCAGAAAAGGCCCUGACGUACGGCCUCCACAAGCCCCUUCUCAGCCGCCUUGCGUACGAGGAGCGCAUGUACCGUUCUUCUUCGUCGCCGUCUGCUUCGUCAACGUCGUCUUCAACGUCUUCGUCUUCGUCCUCCUCGACCUCCACAUCCUCGUCGACCUCACCCAGUGACGCAUCCUCCUCCAAAUCACACACCGGCGCGAUUGUGGGAGGUGUCGUUGGCGGUGUCGGCGGUGCCCUCUUGCUCGCUGCUCUCGUCUUCCUGCUUUUCCGUCGCAGGAGGCGUGAUGACUUUGAUGGCAACUUCGACCCUGAUCGUGUCGGCGGCGGCGGUACGCUUCCCCAUAUCGACCUCGCAGGUGCCGACGAUGUCGAGCCGUACACGUACAAUCCUGCGGGCUCGGGCGCUAUUGGACCCGGCUUACAAGGUCCCUCGAGCUCCGCCACGGGCUCGGAUGAGAUGCGCCAGCACGACAACGUCCCUGCAUUCUUGGCGGGCGGCAUCGCAGGUGCUGGUGUGAGUGCCGCCGCAACACACCGCUCGAUGAGUCCCCCGACAGUCUCUGCGCCGUCACAUUACAGCCAGAGCGCGUCACAGUACGCGCCUUCAUCCUCGGAGCACUACCCCGACUAUUCGGCCUACAGCGGCAGAUAUGCCCAGCCGGGCGCGGGGUAUGCGCCGGACUUCCGGCAACCCUCUCCAGGGCCGUCGCUCGCGAUGACAGGGUCGUCGUCUGGUGGUGGAUACGGCGCUGCUGCGGGCGCGGGUGCCAGCAUCAUUACACUUACAUGGACGAUCUGCGUAGUAGGUAGUCUCAGUUUGGUACGGGAAAUAUCCAUGCUUGCGCGGGUGGCCAUUAAUGAUUGUGGGGACAAGUGCCUAAGUGUCCGAAAGAUGCAAGCAUGGGGACGAGUCCAGUAA